Penicillium coprophilum is the source of this 789-nucleotide messenger RNA. Its product is annotated as sulfotransferase family protein. The record is from RefSeq and is a predicted model, not a curated record. The coding region runs from base 1 to 789 and encodes 262 amino acids. NCBI's taxonomy places the organism in Eukaryota, Fungi, Ascomycota, Eurotiomycetes, Eurotiales, Aspergillaceae. The transcript has 4 exons.
AUGUCUCUCAUGCUCUCUGAUAAUCUGGCUCCCCAGCCCAUGACCGACGUCUUCACCAAUGAUACAAACAUUGACCGCCGAAAGUGCCACCGCACAGUGCCUAUGAAGGUCCUUGCGCUGGGUGUCGGUCGUACCGGAACUGCCUCUCUCCGCAAGGCCUUUGAGCGUCUGGGUUAUGGCAAGUGUUACCACAUGAUGUGCGCAAGUGUUGAGAAUCCGCCGGAUUGUCUCAUGUGGCACGAUGCCCUGAACGCAAAGUACAACGGAAUCGGCGAGUUCGGCCGCAAGGAAUGGGACCAGCUUCUGGGUGACUGCCAGGCCGUCUGUGACUGGCCUGCCUGUGCAUUUGCAAAGGAGCUUAUCGAAGCCUACCCCAAUGCGAAGGUCAUUCUGACCACCCGUGACGUCGACCCGUGGCACGCCUCCGUCAUGAAGACCGUCUUCUGGCGUGUCUCAGACCCAGAGCACAAGUUCGUGUCGAACUUCAGCUGGGCUGCCGGCAUGUACUACCCUAUGCUGAACAAGUUCUUCGAGACAUUCUUCCGUGGUGACUUCCCCGGAAAGGGCAAGCAAGUCUACGAGGAUCACGUCGCCCAGUUCCUCGAGGAGGAGGUCCCUGACACCCCCUUCCCCCGUGGCAACGACAUGGCCGACUUCUACAAGCGCUGCAGCACUCGCAACCGUCACCAGAUGAUGAACGCUGCCCUCCAAGCCGUUACUAUUGGUGGUUCGUUGCUUGCCGCAGGCUUUGCUGCUACUUUGGCUUUCAAGCGUUUCUCCCCUCGCUAA